Molecule: messenger RNA, 782 nt
Organism: Temnothorax curvispinosus
Lineage: Eukaryota; Metazoa; Arthropoda; Insecta; Hymenoptera; Formicidae
Exons: 1
Coding region: 102-494 (130 amino acids)
Source: RefSeq, a predicted model, not a curated record
UAUAACAAGCAGAUAUAACUCUUUUCCUUAUUUUUUUUACACAUAGCACUACCGAUUAGAAUAAAAUCAAAAUGUUAUAACAGAGUACAUUUCGCAUUCAGAUGGAGAAGAUCCCAAUAACGCCGCAAAUGCUACGUAUAGCCGUGAAAGAUUUACAAAAAUUUCAAUUAUUUGUAAAAUCAAAUAACUUAAGGGAUCAUAUACAAAGACAUUAUCCUGUUGAAACUGAUUUCAAAGCUCUCGAGCAGGAAUUACAGGAGAAAUUGAAAUAUGCUGUUUGCGUUGGAUUGCUUGCUAAACAGGGAGACGACCAAUAUUAUAUACCAACUUUACGAGAAGAGGCUAAUUCUGUUAAAACAGCGAUCAGCGCAUUUUGGGAGAUUUACACAAACGUAAUAUGUGAUCUCACGUUGAUCUCUUUUACACCAAUCUUUGUACUGUGCAAAAAAAUCCUUUUAUUUAAUUUAUUUAGAACAAUCAGUUGCCUAAUAUGAGGAAGAAAAGGCCAGGUGGCAAAAGAUUACUAACGUAUCAGAAACGAAGAGAUUACGUGAAUUCCUCUAAGAAAGAAGAAACUGAUAGUGAUGAAGAUUUAGAUUUUCUUUAAUCUAAGAAUCGUGACUCUUAAACAUCAAUGUUACAAUAUAACUGUAAAUCUUUUUAGACAUGUUUCUAUGUGACAUCCUAUGCAAUACAAAUUCUUUAUAUAUAUAUAUGUAUAAAUGAAUAUAUAACAUACAAAUUUAUAUAAUACAUGAUUUGUAGAGACACAAUUGUACUCA